AUGAAUCAUCAUAAUAAUAAUAAUAAAUUUUCUAUAAAUAACAAUACCAAUAAUAAUAAUGUUUUUGUUAAUUUAUCACAUCUUUUAUUAUCAGCGAUAGUCAAUGAACUAGAAGUUAAUUUGGAUAGGAUCUGUUUCAGUUUGGUCUGUAAAAGAUGGUUUCAACAAAGAGAUAAAUAUCUUUUGUUCAAUGCAGAUAAAAUGAUUUUCAAAUCACUCUCUAUAGAUAACAAUGAUUUCGAAAACUUUCAUUUAAAUUCGUAUUGCAACCAAUUGGAACACUCAAAAUUAGUCAAAUCAAACUGUGAUCUAUAUAUUUAUAAUAGUAAUGAUAGGAUUUCAUAUUGUCCAAAGAUAUUCGAUUAUAAUCAUAAUUUAUUAGAAGAUAAUCUAGAUAAAUUAAAUAUAUCAUAUUCUGUAAAUAAAUUAAUAUUAUCAGGAUCAAUUGAAAAGAAUCAGUUGGAAUCUCUAAAAGAUAGAAUAGAUGAAUCCAAUAUUCACUAUAUUGAUUUCGGUCAUGAAUUCAACCAUUCUCUAAAUGCCAACUUUCUUUCACAUAAAAUUCAAUCGAUCCGAUUGUCUUACUUCUUUGACCAUGCAUUGGAGAUAGGAUCGCUUCCUUCUUCUCUUCCAGGUUUGCUUCCUGCCGGCCUAAAAGAGUUGAAUUUCAACAAUGUUUUACACAAUAAUCUACUGGUCAGUGGUUCUCUCCCUAAGUCUUUAGAAUCGAUUUCCAAUAUACCAUGUUCUUGGCUGGCCAAUCUUAAGGAUCUUCCACUGCUAAAGAAAAUCAAAUUUUUUGAACCACUUGUCAUCAACCAACUACAAAAUCCAAAUGAUAAUCCAAACAUGAUCAAUGUUGGCGAUAUACCAAAUACAAUUACCGAUCUUCACUUUGGAUUCAAUUGUAACUAUAAACUUACGCUUGGUGUCAUUCCACAAUCGAUUCAACAUUUAAAUCUAAAUUGCUCAUCGAUUCCAUUCCUUCGACGGUCUCUAUGA
Heterostelium album PN500 is the source of this 1002-nucleotide messenger RNA. RefSeq names its product FNIP repeat-containing protein. The transcript is spliced from 4 exons. The record is from RefSeq and is a predicted model, not a curated record. The coding region runs from base 1 to 1002 and encodes 333 amino acids. Lineage: Eukaryota; Evosea; Eumycetozoa; Acytosteliales; Acytosteliaceae.